AUGCAGGCGGCGGCGGCUGCGUCCGUGCCCUUCUUGCUGCUCUGCGCCCUGGGGACCUGCCCUCCGGCGCGCUGCAGCCGGGCAGGAGACGCCUCACUGACGGAGCUGGAGAAGAGGAACGAAAACCGCUUCCUGGAGCGCCAGAGCAUCGUGCCACUGCGCCUCGUCUACCGCUCGGGCGGUGAAGACGAAACUCAACACGAAGCGCUUGACACGCGGGUGCGGGGCGACCCCGACGGCCGGCAGUUGACUCACGUUGACCAGGCAAGCUUCCAGGUGGAUGCAUUCGGAACAUCAUUCGUUCUCGAUGUCAUACUAAACCAUGAUUUGCUGUCCUCUGAAUACGUAGAGAGACACAUUGAACAUGGAGGCAAGACUGUGGAAGUUAAAGGAGGAGAGCACUGUUACUACCAGGGCCAUAUCCGAGGAAACCCUGCCUCAUUUGUUGCAUUAUCAACAUGCCAUGGACUUCAUGGGAUGUUCUAUGAUGGGAACCACACAUAUCUCAUUGAGCCAGAAGAAAACGACACUUCCCAAGAGGAUUUUCAUUUUCAUUCGGUUUACAAGUCCAGACUGUUUGAAUUCCCCUUGGAUGAUCUUCCAUCUGAAUUCCAACAAUUAAACAUCACUCCACCAAAAUUUAUCUUGAAACCAGGACUAACAAGGAUUAAACGGCAGCUUCGCCGACAUCCUCGUAAUGUAGAAGAGGAAACUAAAUACAUUGAACUAAUGAUUGUGAAUGAUCAUCUCAUGUUUAAAAAACAUCGGCUUUCCAUUGUACAUACCAAUACAUAUGCGAAAUCUGUGGUGAACAUGGCAGAUUUAAUAUAUAAAGACCAACUUAAGACAAGGAUAGUAUUGGUUGCCAUGGAAACCUGGGCGACUGACAACAAGUUUGCCAUAUCUGAAAAUCCACUGAUCACCCUACGUGAGUUUAUGAAAUACCGGAGGGAUUUUAUCAAAGAAAAAAGUGAUGCAGUUCACCUUUUUUCGGGAAGUCAAUUUGAGAGUAGCCGGAGCGGGGCAGCUUAUAUUGGUGGGAUUUGCUCGUUGCUGAAAGGAGGAGGCGUGAAUGAAUUUGGGAAAACUGAUUUAAUGGCAGUUACACUUGCCCAGUCAUUAGCCCAUAAUAUUGGUAUUAUCUCAGACAAAAGAAAAUUAGCAAGUGGUGAAUGUAAAUGUGAGGACACAUGGUCUGGAUGCAUAAUGGGAGACACUGGCUAUUAUCUACCUAAAAAGUUCACCCAGUGUAAUAUCGAAGAGUAUCAUGACUUCCUGAAUAGUGGAGGUGGUGCCUGCCUUUUCAACAAACCUUCUAAGCUUCUUGAUCCUCCUGAGUGUGGCAAUGGCUUCAUAGAAACUGGAGAGGAGUGUGACUGUGGGACUCCUGCAGAGUGUGUCCUAGAAGGAGCAGAGUGUUGUAAGAAAUGCACCUUGACUCAAGACUCUCAAUGCAGUGAUGGGCUUUGUUGUAAAAAGUGCAAGUUUCAGCCUAUGGGGACCGUGUGCCGAGAAGCAGUAAAUGAUUGUGAUAUUCGUGAAACAUGCUCAGGAAAUUCAAGCCAGUGUGCCCCUAAUGUUCAUAAAAUGGAUGGAUAUUCAUGUGAUGGUGUUCAGGGAAUUUGCUUUGGAGGAAGAUGUAAAACCAGGGAUAGACAAUGCAAAUACAUCUGGGGGCAAAAGGUGAUGGCAUCAGACAAAUACUGCUAUGAGAAACUGAAUAUUGAAGGGACUGAGAAAGGGAACUGUGGAAAAGACAAAGACACAUGGAUACAGUGCAACAAACGGGAUGUGCUUUGUGGUUACCUUUUGUGUACGAGUGUUGGUAAUAUCCCAAGGCUUGGAGAACUCGAUGGUGAAAUCACAUCUACUUUAGUUAUGCAACAGGGAAGAACAUUAAACUGCAGUGGUGGGCAUGUUAAGCUUGAAGAAGAUGUAGAUCUUGGCUACGUGGAAGAUGGGACACCUUGUGGUCCUCAAAUGAUGUGCUUCGAACACAGGUGUCUUCCUGUGGCUUCCUUCAACUUCAGUACCUGCUUAAGCAGUAAAGAGGGCACUGUUUGUUCAGGAAAUGGAGUUUGCAGUAAUGAGCUAAAGUGUGUGUGCAACAGGCACUGGAUAGGUGCAGACUGCAACACUUACUUCCCUUACGAUGAUGCAAAGACUGGAAUCACUCUGGCUGGCAAUGGUGUUGCUGGCACCAAUAUCAUAAUAGGCAUAAUUGCUGGCACCAUUUUAGUGCUGGCCCUUAUAUUAGGAAUAACUGCGUGGGGUUAUAAAAACUAUCGAGAACAGAGACAGUUACCCCAGGGAGAUUAUGUAAAAAAGCCUGGAGAUGGCGACUCUUUUUAUAGCGACAUUCCUCCUGGAGUCAGCACAAACUCAGCAUCUAGUUCUAAGAAGAGGUCUGCUUUUCUGUCGCAUUUUCAGAUUUCUACCUGUUCCAUCACACAUUAUUCCAUUAGUCAGAACAUUUCAUUAUUUUGCAGCAGGUCAAAUGGGCUCUCUCAUUCAUGGAGUGAAAGGAUUCCAGACACAAAACAUAUCUCAGACAUCUGUGAAAAUGGGCGACCUCGAAGUAACUCUUGGCAAGGUAACCUGGGAGGCAACAGAAAGAAAAUCAGAGGCAAAAGAUUUAGACCUCGGUCUAAUUCAACUGAGAGGGAGCCCCAAGCACCUGAGCCUGGGCACUCCCUCGCCCAGACAGUCCCAUCCCAAGGCAUAAGCCCAGGGGGCUCUGACAGCCCCCAGACAGGGAAUCUGGAUCACAGCUCCCAAGAUGGCCAACAUCAGGAAGACAGGACUUUAUCUCCUGCCAAGUCUCCUUCUUCAUCAACUGGGUCUAUUGCCUCCAGCAGAAAAUACCCUUACCCAAUGCCUCCACUUCCUGAUGAGGAGAAGAAAGUGAACCGACAAAGUGCCAGGCUAUGGGAGACAUCCAUUUAAGAUCCACUGUUUACAUGUGACACAUGGAAACUGUUUACUUCAACUUUUAUAGAAACCCAGCCUCACGGAAUCACUGCAAAUCUAUCUGCUCUUCAGACAAUACGAAGACCCUCUGAGAUGCCACAAAGGAGAGGAAGCCAAAUCCCACAUCUGGAUACCAUUCUCUUCUUGUCAUGGGCUUAGGAUUUAACUGAACCAUGAAAAGAACUACUGAAAUGUUACACUAUAACAUGGAACAGUAAAGGCACUGGUACGUUAGUGGAUAAUCUGCAUGACAGAUGUAUGUAGAAAUAUCAGUAAAAUUAACUCUCAUGACCCAAAUGUAGCAAGUUUCCUAAGGGACAAUAGUGGAUUCAGAACUGGACAUUCUGAAGCACAUCCUCAUUGUAAACAGUAAUGCUAUAUGCAUGAAGCUUCUGUUUCUUGUUUUCCACAUUUAAAGAAACAACAUCCCAUAAUAGAUACUAGCAUGCAGGGCUAAAGCAUAUAGGAUUUUUCUGCAGGACUUUAAAGCUUUGAGAGGCCAAUAUCCCAUAUGCUAACUUUAAACAUGUAUUUUUAUUUUUGUUUUUGUUUUUUUACUUUUCAUAUUUAUAUCAGCAUACAAGGACAAUUGUACAUAUGUAAACAUUUUUAAAUUUAAAAAAAAAGCAGCUGUUACACACAAGUGUAUUUUUCCAAAUGCCUAAAAACAGUCACAAUCACAUCAUCAUCAUCCAUCCAGUGGUCUUAAAAGAUUCUAAGCAGAUGAUGUAAAUAUAGUGGUCAGUGCUGUAAAUUUGUCUCUCCAUAAUUGGUAUUUGUCCAAAACAUGUGCUCUCCCUUUAAACUGUGCACAGUCUGGAGGCAGUUUUAUUGAGUAAUCAAUUGAGUGAAAGAACAAGAUGCCCAGCAAAACUUCUGGCCUCUACUGCUCGAUGAAGCAGAAGUUCAGCGGUGCAGUCUCUGUGCUGCCUCGAGAUCCUCUGUUACUGACCGGCCGCUCCCUGGGAAGCAUCCCACCUGUCCACUUCCCUUCUGGGGGCGUACGGUGCCUGCUGCAGCAGCCGUUAUCUCUCAGUACCAGAGCGUACCUCACCCUGGAGGCCAGGGCGCCCCCCAGCAGUGUGUCCUGCUGAGAUAAAGCAAGUGCACCAAAGACAAGGAGACCAUGGGCUGCUGGUGAAUUGUAGCUUCCAACUUGCCAAUACUCUAACCCUUGGUGGCCUGAAGUUUUUGUUCCUUGACAGAUCUUUCUAGCCAUCCUUAUCUGUGAAAUGAAUAACUUGUUUGAAGAAAAACAACUUUUACAUUGUUUAUUAAGAACAUUUAUCAUCACUGGGAUGUGAGUCCCAACAGGUCAUUCUGCAGUGACUUUGAAGCAAGAAGAUGGAAGGUUUUACUAUCUGAGCUGGGAAGACUCAACAGGUAAUAAAGGGUUAAAAGAAAUCGAAAGCCACAAAGACGCAGCAACUGUGAAGUUACCCACACAGCUGGCAAGGGGACAAACCUGAUGUUUUGAACCCUAUGUGUUUUUAAUUCAUAGAAAAAUGAGAAUUCUAUGUUAAAAGCCUCUUCUUUAAAACCAAAGUUUGAUAGCUGUUAUCAUGCAGCUCUGUCUUGCUGAAAGAAAGCUACCCUAGUGAGGUUCACAACUGAUGGGAUCAAUCAAAUGGUCUGCUGUGAAGUAUACUUUUGAUUUCCACUUUUUCUUGAGAGGAACAAAAUCUGCCGACAAGAUUUCAGAACUGCCCUCUAUAUUUUAUCUCUUUCAGCAGUAUCCACAGACAAAAUCCAUUUCAUCUCUAUGUGUUAUCAUCUUAGAUGCCCAAACGAAGGGCCAAGUGAGAAGUCAAUGUUUAUUCUGUGUGUUUAUGUCUUCUAUAAUGGACCUCUCUUCUGAAAGUCUUUGAAAAUAUUUGAAAAGCAGUUUACUCAUUCAUCCAAAAUUAUACAGUGUCAAGUGGCGUUUUUCAUGACAGGAAGGGACGUGAUUGUUGAUACUACACUAUCAACAAUCCAUCAGACCAAGGUUUGGGGGAGUGUUGGGCAUCAUUGCCACAUAGUGCAAGCCAAGGACAGAAGGGCAGACAGAUUGAAAGAUGUAGCGAAUAAAGUGAUUUUUUGACCAAGAUCACUUUAAUGUGCACUGAAUGUUUUCUGGUAUUGAGUAUAUAAAAGGCUAAUGUUAUAAGGUUUAUUUUGACUAUAAAAGAAUUUAUAGAUUUGAACGUAAGGUGCCUCAUGUAAAUAUGCUUCUUAAUUACCAUUACACUAGCCUUGAUUUGAAAGAAUCCACAAAUGGCUAGCUAAGUAGUCAACAGAUCUCUAUUUACCUGUCUUUCUACCUACCCAUCUUUCCUCAUUUUCUCAAUUAUUUUUAAAUGAAAUUACUUUUGAAUGAAUUAUUAAAUGAAAACAUUAUAACAUACCUAUUUGGAAGACAUGGUUGCUCUAAAGGUAUACAUAGUAGUUUAUAAUCAUCCUCCUUGGUAAUAACUUUCAUGUGGAACUGAAUAAGUGUUUUUAUUUGCAGAGAUUAUGAUUUUAGAAAUAGCUUUAAUGUUCCAUUCUGGGCAUCUACUCUAUCUCUCAUGUUUGAACAUUAUUAGAGCUGUUUGUGGAAUGCUUUGACAAAUUUAUAGUCUCAAUAGAUAGUUCCAAGCAGUAUCUUUAUGAGUACUCAUGGCGGCAUUCUAGAGGCAUUACAUCUAUUUAUUUAUGACUUUUCAUCCAUUGAGGUAGAUAGAAUGGACCCUAAAUACAAGCACAGGAUUAUUAUUAUUUUUUAAAUAUCUAUUUUGAAGAAAAACUUUGAGGUCACAUAGCAGUUUGUAUUGUGCAACUAAUAUUUAUGUCCCCCAGUCCACUACAGGAUCAUUACUAAGUAGAGGAGAGCAGUUAUUUGGCCUUUAUGUUCCAUCGUAUGCCUUUUCUCCUCUUUCUAAAGUUUUGCCACAUAGCUCAAGCCAAGGACAGAAGGGCAGACAGAUUGAAAGAUGUUGCAAAUAAAGUGACCUUUGACCAAGAUCACUUUAAUGUGCACUGAAUGUGUUCUGCAUAGAUAAGACUUCAGAUUGACAUCCCUGCUGCCUGAGAUGUUCCAUUUACCCCUAGUCAUUACAGUGCAGUAAACCCUGAUUUAAGGGAACAUUUUAAUCUCUCCACUAAAUGUCAACAAGGGAGCUACAGGAAGCACUUAAGGGAUGGAUUGGUGGACUGUCCUCUGCUUCCACUCUUUCUGUACAUGGGAAGUAGCACCCUCCUUCGGAGUCUGCAAGCUAGAAAAUGAUUCCCAGGUCACGUGCAGUCCGGGGAAAGGAAUAAAUCAGUACUUCUGAUUUAUUAACAAAACAGUGCAGUAUAAUGAGGGUUUUCAAUUGUCUGUAGCCGCUGUAUUUUAAAAGAAACCCAGGGCCUUGAUUAGGAAUAACCUGUCUUUAGAGCUCUUCCUUAAAAAAAUGUUGACUAAUAAAGCAAGUGUGGGGUUAAAAUGCCAAACUUAUGUUUUAGUUUGAUAUUGGUGCUUAAGUUAUGCUACAUUUUUUCUCUCUCUUUUUCCCCUCUUGUUUUAAAAAGGCUUUUGAAAUUGUGUUUGUACAUAAGGUCAGUCCAGCACAGAAUUUCUGAAAGUAAGAUUGAUAGGGUUUCUGUAAGAAGUUGCUGGAAGGAUAAAAUCAGAUAUUCUGUCUACUUCCAGAGAAGGACUAUAUAUGUUUGAAUUCCUCAACAGGCUUACAUUUCUCAUCCUUUUCUGUUGAGUCCCUUGCAUAUUUGCAUAAUUUAGUCCUGUCCAUUGUCCCAGAUCUGUUAUGGCUACUUGUUACUUUUUUCCGGAUUAUGUUCUUUACUUUUUCACAGUCACCUUUGGGCCAGAGGAAAUACGGCAUUUCUAUUCACUUCUUUCAGCAUUUCAAAAUCAAGUUUAUUCAUUAAUUUAUUUCAUCCAUUCAUUUCCUGUUGUCAUGUAGUUCUAUUUUAACCUUAAAUAUAUAUAGUGCUUUAAAUAUUUCCUUAUGUUAUUCAACAUGAUAAUAAAUCCUUAUCUAAAGAAAAGACUUUUAUUCUACUUUAUUUUACUUAAAGGAAAGGGAAUUUAGUAGGAAGAUGCUGAGUAGCUUGCACAGUGUAUGGGAAGGGGAGAACGAAAUCCAGAACUGACAGGAGUGAAAGAGGCGAGACAGCAGCCUGCUCAGGACAGCGCUGGCUGCUGCCCCCACACGCCCCGUGUGGGCAGCGUAUUUUAUCUGCCAUCCUACCGGUUGGUAGAUUGGCAUCAAUUUCCCAUGAAACUCUCUGAUUCCCAUUUUCAGUAUAAUGUCUACUUUUUAUGUUCCUAAUUAUCUUUUUAUUUUUCCUCUAAAAUUACCACCUAAAUACUGUUUUCCCUCUUAAAUAUAUGGUGUCAAGAUGAUUUUCUCAUUCUCACUCUGCUAGCUUAAAAUAUAUAAGCAGAAAACAUUCUGUGGAAUAGUGCUUAAUUUGGGGAUCAAAUAAGACAUUUGAGAUAUUUCCGAAUGAAUAAGAUUACUCAGAUUUUUUUUUAAUUGAAACAUAAUUGAUUGUAGACUACUCUGAUUUUGGAUGCAGCAACUUUUGUCCUGUCCUGGGAGAACUACGGACUGAUAAACAGCUUCCCGUUUAUUGUACUGUGAGGCGCCCAGUCCGCUCUUGUGAAAAUGGGCUGAGAGGCAGCAGCCAUUCCCUGCCGUGCAGCCUGCUGUGAAAGUCCACCUGCUGGGAACUGUUGGCACAUGCUCGUGGCAUAUGCUCUGGGAGGCAGGUGCUUUUAAUUUCAAGAGCAGCUUUUCUACCACACCUGCAGAUGCAGAGCAAACAAAGAUGCAGUGAGACUUUAGAAAGCAGAAGACAGUAUUUUUAUUCACGUUUUAUUCAUUGUUUUGUCAGAGCACCAGAAUGGAUCAUCUUCCGAUUCGGUUUGUAAGCAGAAAAACAAAACAAACAUUAAAAAACAAAAACUUGCCCAGUUAGUAUUUCUGUCCUUUAUAUCUAUGGCCUGACAAACAGUAAGCAUCCUCACUGUGAGAUUUAAGGGGUGCUUCCAGAAACUUCUUACUUCCAAAAAGGCUCCCCCUUCACCAGCCGUGCAGCCCUUUCUUCUUGACUAGGAACUUUCACUGUCAUGGAGGUUGGUCUCUUCUUUGGCUAGAUUGGCACUUUGGAGGACCCUAGGGAAGCAUAGCAGGGGUGGGAGACAUAUUUAAUUUUCUCCCAUUGGCACUUGGCAUGGAUUAUGCAACUUUGGAAGUCACUGAGAGAUGAGUCCUCAAGGUGUGAAUUUCAGGAUGGGGAGGAGAUAAGAAGCAGUGAGCUUUGGGAGGUUGUGGGGCAUUUAGUCCUGGUGCGGGAGUAGAACGGACAUCCACAUGAAGAGCCCGAAGCCAAGUGUGCAGGAGAGCACAGAUGGUCCCUGGAGGUGUGGUGGGGAGACAGUGCUGGGUGCCUCAGACAGACUGUGCUUUGCAGUUUUAUUGAGUUUGGGCUCUGUGAAUACUUCAUGUUCCAGUCCACCAUGGGCUGGUCUCUCCUGCCUGGCGUGUCUCUUGCACUGUUCAUAGAACCAGUAUCAUUCUAGGAGGUGCUUCAAGGCUGCCAGGGCUUUGGUCAGGGACAUCAUCAUUUCAUGUUCCUAAGUAUCCUUAAAAUCAAAACCAGACAAAAUGUGCAUUUUGUUCUGUUUUACAAAAAGUAUACAAUGAGACUGAGCAAUUUUAUUAAGAUAAUGUGCAUAUAAAAUCAUCAACAAAAUUUCUAGGAGCACAUGAAGAAAAGAGUAUUUUCCUCUUGUUAAAAAAAUACUGCUAAUAUGCAUUCAUUUUAGGACUUAGCCUCUUAUUUUAUGUUUCAGGCUGUGACUUGUGUUUUGAUGGUUAAGCUCUAAAAUAAUGCAAAUAGCCCCAAAUCUUUAAAUAUAGCGGUGCUAAGUUAUACCAGAUAACACAACACAGAAAGUGCUGACAUGAAUUAAUACACUUAGUAAUAAUACAAGUUUCUUCUAAAUUAUACCUGUGUAUCACUGCCUGUUUAGAAACCCCACUUUUCUUUUUUAAUCCAGCACAAAAUCAAGCUGAUUCUACAACCAGUUACUUUUUAAUAAGUAAAAAUGACCCAACACCUUUGUUUUUUGUACGGAGAACUUUUCUUUUUUACACUAUCUGCAAAAGUGCUUAACAAAAGGUUUAUUCAGGAUAAGUACGCAUGUACUCCUUUUUUAACUUGUUGAAAGACUUGCCACUCCACACUAAUAUCCCUAAAAGACAACUUCUUUCAGAAACUGGGUGUUCUCCCUAAACGUAGCAGUUUCUAUGUUAGCCAGUGUAGGUCUUACACUUGUGGUGUUUCCACAUCUCAUCUUCAACGGGGAUGUCCAUCUACAGAUGGUGGAAGCCACCCUGUGGGGAGGUGUUACUAGCAGCAUGGGUUCGCUCUUAGUAAGCAGGUAAUCAUGCGUAUAUACUUAGACGUGUAUCACUGUAACAUUCUGCUAGUCCGCACUUCAGGUUCCUAAGCAAUUUUUAAAAUAACUGAGUUUUGGCAAAUGCCAAGUGAAAUAUAUAUGGCGACUGCUUUCCUGAGCAAGCGUGAUUUGUUUUAUGGCUGUUCAAGUUAUAAUAAAAUUGUUCUGACAUUGUAGGUAAACAAAAUUUUGAUUUUUUAAAGGUCACUGUAACUUGACGUUCAAAUUUCUGGCACAAUUAGUAUUCACUUCUGCAAAUAAGAUACCACAAUUUUCUAUGUUAUUCAUUGUAAUAUCAAUAAAGUGAAUUUCAAUAAAAGAUUUAUGUUAUUUUGA
Molecule: messenger RNA, 9739 nt
Organism: Galeopterus variegatus (Sunda flying lemur)
Lineage: Eukaryota; Metazoa; Chordata; Mammalia; Dermoptera; Cynocephalidae
Gene: ADAM22
Product: ADAM metallopeptidase domain 22
Exons: 33
Coding region: 1-2946 (981 amino acids)
Biological process (GO): proteolysis
Cellular component (GO): postsynaptic density membrane
Molecular function (GO): metalloendopeptidase activity
Source: RefSeq, a predicted model, not a curated record